AUCAUACUACUUUAAAAUGGCUAAAAACCUCAAAAAUGCCAAAAAGAAGACAUGCUAGAUGGAUCAUAAAAUUACAACAAUAUCAUUUUACUAUUGAAUAUAGAGUAGGAAAACAUAAUGCAAAUGCUAACGCAUUAUCUCGCAU
Funneliformis mosseae is the source of this 145-nucleotide messenger RNA. The record is from the annotation of a GenBank genome assembly. NCBI's taxonomy places the organism in Eukaryota, Fungi, Glomeromycota, Glomeromycetes, Glomerales, Glomeraceae.